GAUCACACAUGACGGGUCACAUGACGGAGAGCAGUGGUUCUACCUCCUGCUUCACUGGCUACACGGAGCGAGGCUAGCUGUUAGCUUCAACUAUCUGUCAGACUGUCAGACGGCCGAGAUGAGUUUCCUAGGAGGUUUGUUUGGGCCGGUAUGUGAGAUAGACGUACUGCUGAAUGAUGCAGAGAACAGAAAGACAGCCGAGUUGAAGACAGAAGAUGGGAAAGUGGAGAAACACUACCUGUUCUACGACGGAGAGUCUGUGUCUGGCAAGGUAAAUCUAAAUGUGAAGCAGGGAGGAAAACGUCUGGAGCAUCAGGGCAUCCGCAUCGAGUUUGUUGGACAGAUAGAGUUGUUCUCUGAUAAGAGCAACACUCAUGAAUUUGUGGACUUGGUGAAAGAGUUGGCUCUACCUGGAGAACUCACCCAGAACAGGAGCUACGAUUUUGAGUUCAUGCAGGUGGAGAAGCCCUAUGAGUCCUAUACUGGAGCGAAUGUCAGGCUACGGUAUUUCCUCAGGGUGACAAUAGUGCGUCGCCUGUCUGACUUGGUGAAGGAAUACGAGCUGAUUGUCCACCAGUUGGCCACCUACCCAGACGUCAACAACUCGAUCAAGAUGGAGGUCGGCAUAGAAGACUGUCUGCACAUUGAGUUUGAAUACAAUAAAUCCAAAUACCACCUCAAGGACGUGAUUGUUGGGAAGAUCUACUUCCUGCUGGUCAGGAUCAAGAUCCAACACAUGGAGCUACAGCUCAUCAAGAAGGAGAUAACUGGCAUAGGUCCCAGUACUACCACAGAGACGGAGACGGUUGCAAAGUAUGAAAUCAUGGAUGGAGCUCCAGUUAAAGGAGAAUCAAUUCCCAUCAGACUGUUCCUGGCAGGAUAUGACCUGACACCCACCAUGAGGGAUGUCAACAAGAAGUUCUCUGUACGCUACUUCCUUAAUCUGGUGCUGGUAGAUGAAGAGGACAGGAGAUACUUUAAACAACAGGAGAUUGUUUUGUGGAGAAAAGCUCCAGAGAAAAUAAGGAAAAUAAACUUUCAGCGCUACGAGUCGCCUGAGCCCCGAACCCAGCCAGUGAAAGAAGAGCAGCCAGAGAUGUGAUUGCAAGGCUAUGAACUGAAAAUACACACAGAAACACACCAACUCUUCACUGCUGAACAGCCAGAGGUGUGAGGGCUGCCCCACUAUCUCCCUGGACUGAGAAAUGUACACAUGAAUACACGUAACAUACAUUCAGACAUGCCCGUCACUCCUCCACAGCUUCAGAUGUAAGCGGCCCGACCAACUUCACUCUCUCCCCCAGGACUGAAACACACUCGCAUACAGCAAACAAGCAUAGGAUCCAUGAAGGCUGAAAGCUCAAUGUCAAGGUAAGAGCGCAAAUCAAACCAACCCAAGUUAGGAACAGGGAGGCAGUCUGUUUGAUCUUCGGGUCUCAGAGUGAAAACAUGCACACACAAGUGAAGCCGUACAGUCUGUUUGCUGAAGGCAUAAAAAGACAAGAGCAAAGACGGAAAAGAGGAGAUGGCCACAGACGACCACCUCACCACUUAUCCCUUUGUUCUGCAGCAAGAGCUUCUUUUGUUUGCAUAUUUGGACCGCACUUAUCCUGGACUUUCUCUGGCAUCCUGAACCCCUGUUACAAAAUUUAAAAAGUCUGAAUGGGAUAGCCGGUGAUUUAAAGUAUUCAAGUCAUGUGUGGAGCGGCCUGAACGAAGGAGACGAGAGGCUAAGCGAUGAGUCAACAGUCAGCUGUGUUCUCGUUCAGCCAUCUAGGUGGGAAAUGAAAAGAGUUUCUCAGUUAAGUGUGUUGUAACAGCUCACUGGCUGCUUCUUCCAUGCAAAUGUCUGUGUGGUGCAACAAAUAUCCAUUUUAACAUAAAUUGAAUCUUACAUUUAAUUUUCAAAUGUGUCUGUUUUGUGGAAAUGAAAACAUUUUCCACUCUUCCAUGUUUUCAGUUUUUGACCACAUUUCAUUCAAGCGAUGUUUGAUUCAAGAUGGGCAUGAUCUUUAUUUUAUAAAAUAAUUUAACUAAAUAUAAAUUUAAAGCCUCCAUUAUUCGGCACAUUCUUGAUUUAAUUAUUUUAGUCUGUAAAAUGUCAGAAAAAAUCGUGAAAUGUGUCCAUCACGCUGAACCCAGCGGCUGAGGUGGCAUCUACAAAUGUCGUCUUUUUGUCUGACAAAAAGUCCAAAUGUAUUCAUUUUGCAAUUAAUUAACAGAGAGAAACACAGCAAAUGCUCACAUUGGAGAAGCCUGAACUAAUGAAGCAAUUCAUCCACCAUCAAAAUGGGUUUUUAGUCGAUUUACAAAUGAACUAAUUGUUGUAGGUCUGAAAGCAUCAUGCAUUCAAAUCCACGGCUUGUUCAAGAUUCUUGAGCUCAAUAUUACUUUUUAGUCUCAUGUUAAGAUGAAUAUUUGAUGCAGUUUUCACUGAUAAGGUCUGUCUGGUUACUACAGGAUUGCCUCCAAACUGAUUUGGAGAUUCACUCUCAGGCCUCACGCCUUUUUGUUUGAUCUUUAAAGUGCUGUUUAUUUAUGACAUUAUCUGGAUUAACCUAAUGUUAGAUUUCAUUGCCUUGCAAACCACACAUUUUGUUUCUUUGACCUCCAUUUUAUUGGGGUGGAGGAUGAAAUUGUAGAGCGAGAUUACAAAACUUGGACACAUUAAAUCUUUCUGGCUAAAAUAAGAUGCAUUUUUGGGGAAGAAAUAUGUUUUUUUGGGUUAACUGAACCCUCAUCUCUAUCAGUUGACUCGCAUCAGUUGGUUUUCUACUUUAUCGUAAAUUCUAAGCUAAAAAAAGUUGAAAAUGUAGUCAGUUGUCCGGCUUCUUGCACCUGAAAAUGUAUGUCCGUCACAUGAGUAGCGGUUUCUCUUAUUUUUAAUGAUUCAAUAGAAAGAAUUAAAUGACGCUAGCCAUGAUCUGCAGACUGUAGAUUCACAUUCAGUUUCACUUUAUUUGUAAUUAAUUUUUUUUCUGUCAUGUUGCAGCAUUUUUCAGCCUGUCGGUGUGGUAUAAGUAGAAUACUAAUGUUUAAAAAAUGGCUCACGUCUGCUAUUGUUAGUGCUGGAAGGGAUGCUGUAUCAAUAUACUGUAGAAUGCAACAAUAUUCCACUGUGACGCUCAGACCGGCAGUUUAGGUCCUGCUUUAAAGACACGCUCACACAGUUUGGUUGAAUUUGUCUUUACACUCUGUGGCCAGUUUUGCACUUUGCCCUUCGAUGCUUAACUUUGUUUCAAAGGGGCAUGAAAGCUGGAACUAAACAUCACUCAAGGACAACUUCACCUCAGAGAUCUCCUGUGUCUAUAUUUGAAAUUAUACCGACAUUUAUACAUCACUACUUGUUUUUAUUGGACUGGCUAAGAAGUACCCGAACAAGUCAUGUUAUAUGUUUCAUUUCAUAAACCUCUGAACAUUCGGA
This is a messenger RNA of Cyclopterus lumpus (lumpfish), 3424 nucleotides long. RefSeq names its product VPS26, retromer complex component A (gene vps26a). Lineage: Eukaryota; Metazoa; Chordata; Actinopteri; Perciformes; Cyclopteridae. The transcript is spliced from 9 exons. Gene Ontology annotation, cellular component: retromer complex; endosome. The record is from RefSeq and is a predicted model, not a curated record. Bases 119 to 1102 code for a protein of 327 amino acids. Gene Ontology annotation, biological process: intracellular protein transport; retrograde transport, endosome to Golgi.